Messenger RNA from Gongylonema pulchrum, 444 nucleotides. Lineage: Eukaryota; Metazoa; Nematoda; Chromadorea; Rhabditida; Gongylonematidae. The record is from the annotation of a GenBank genome assembly.
AUGAGCUUUCUACUGCAGACAAUUCUGUUCACUACCAGUGACGCAAUCCUGGAACUGAUCGCCCAAAAUGAUAAAUGCAUGCGGCCUGAUGAGAUGAUGCGCAGCGCGUUGGAUCUUCCCCAUUUAGUCGAUAGCUUAACUACAGAGGGUCCAGAAACGAGUCCUUUGACGUUGCCGGAUUCGCGAGGAAGAAGCGGCGAAAGCGCAUUUAUGUUAGGCGGAGUUCGACCAUUCACAGGUGACCGGAAACAGCGAGUCCGUAGUGCAACUCGAAGCAGCGAUCGGAAACCAAGUAGCGCUAGAGCAGCUGAUGAAAUGGCCUCCAAGCUAUCUGUUGUUGCAACGAGUACUGAUGACCAUAGUGUGGACAAAGGUGAAACAAAAAGAGAAAGUGAAGAAAAGAAAGAGGAAGAAAACAUGGAUAUACCGCUGCUCAAAGGUUUU